Stomoxys calcitrans (stable fly) is the source of this 2919-nucleotide messenger RNA. RefSeq lists its product as uncharacterized. The coding region runs from base 898 to 2301 and encodes 467 amino acids. The transcript is spliced from 8 exons. NCBI's taxonomy places the organism in Eukaryota, Metazoa, Arthropoda, Insecta, Diptera, Muscidae. The record is from RefSeq and is a predicted model, not a curated record.
UUGUAUCCACCUGUCUGCGAUUGUGUGCGUGUUACCAAGAGAUACGACGAAGUUAAAAAGGGAAAAAAAUGUGAAAUUGAAAAAAAGGGAUGAGAAUGUUGAGAAUUCACAACAAAAGAACAAAUGUGGGCUAACAGUGAAAAUAAAGGAUUUUGUGUUCUUUUAGCCAUUCAUUUGUGUGAGAAGUAAAAAGUAAAAAAAACAACAACAAACACUAUGGGAGAAUAGUAGCUGCAGUAGCAAGUGGUGUGCGUAGCGAUGAAAACGGAAAAAGCGCCUUUCUUGUCAAGAAGGAAGUGGAAGUGGAAAGACCGAUACGCCUGAUGAAGACAUUCAUUUUGUCAUUUCGUUACGCUCGGUGGCCCAAGAGCAUAGACAUAACAAAAAUCACAACAAAAUCUUAUCGAGACAAAUAAGUGAAAUUGAAUCCUUAAAACACAGAUAACCAUAAUAACAAGGAAGAAAUCCUAAAACAAGUGCCAAAACAAAAGGAAAUAUGCCAUCGUAGAAUCCAAAGAAAUAACAACAAGAAAGUGUAUACGUAUGAGUUAACGCCCUCCACCACCGACAAAGUGGACCACUUCAAAAUCUGCGAGUUGCUACUUAAACUGGAUUAAUCCACACCUACCUACAGAGUUGGAGAUUUACAUCUGCCCCUAGGUCUAAUUGAUACAAAGCGUCAAAAAGACUGAUGAACUCUUUUCCAUAAAAAAUCCCUCUUAAACGGAGACACAUAUGUAAAGAUCAAUGACAACAACUUAAUAGCUAGACUAGUCCAUAAACUUGAAAAGAAAAACGUGAAAAUUCCAGAUAUUUAAAGGGGACACAGGCGACGUUUAUAUAUUUACACACAGUUUCUUAUUUCAUUAUCAAUAUCAACAUCUUACGGAGAGCAUCAUGACCUUCUAUUGGUGGUCCCAUUGGUUCUGGAUAACAUUAAUUUGUAAUCUCUCUUCCCCUCACAUUAUGGUUGUACACACAUAUCCAAGUCAGGAUUCCGUCAACUCAACAUCACCGGAUAUAUAUCCGCAAACUGAACAAACAAAGAAAUUGGUAACAAAACUCUUUCAGGCUUCUACAACACAGUCAUGGCUAACAGAAUCAAUGACAAUGCUGGGCAGGACCACAGCGAUCACCGAGAAAUCAAUACUCAAAAGUGUGGGCACCACCAGAUCCCCACAUACAACCCCUUCCAAAACUUUUGACUACUAUUAUUAUGAUGAUGACGAUGACGAAAGCGAAAAUCACAAACGUGCGAAACCCUUGGAUGUGGUAGAUGUGGAGGAGGACCUCGAGAGGCGUAAGGUAGUGAAUCAACAUAGUGCAAAUCCCAGUGAAGAAAAACUUAAUGAAAUCAAAAGAUCAGCAGAGAAUUAUUCAAAAGAUGACGACUUUAUUCCUGCUUCGACUACUACAUCGCCACCACCACAAGAAGCAGCUGCAGGGACUUUUGGAAGGAUGAACAAUUACACCAACUUCACCGGACAACUUACGAAUUCCACACAAGAGUUAAGAAAUGGCUCCGUCACAACCUCCACCACCACCUUCCCUCUGAGGGAUAGUUCAGCUACUUUAAUGGCAGCAUCGGCAUCCGUGUUGGCCACAUCGGUGAAUUCGUUGUCGGCCAACAAUGUAACAGCUUUACCCCAUGCCCGACCCUCGACACCGAAAAUUGUCAAAAGCCACAAUACAGCCGAAGACUGGCUAAGAACCAUGGAUGAAAUAAUUGCUGCCGUCUCACCACCAACUGUCAGUGCGACCACCACCACCGAUGUGAGCGAGGAAAAAUUUCCAUUUACUUUGGAAAACGUUCACAAAUCUGAAGAUCUGCGACGUGACGAAAAUGAACCUCGGCGUAGGCAAUCGAAAGGCCUAUCGGCCGACUUUAAACCAGGUUACAUAAACUACACGCCAGAAUCAAAAAAUCUACUGACCAGAUCGGCCUCAACGACCGUCAACGAUUAUGACAGUGAGGAGAGUAAUAUAUCGUCCGAAGCGUUAUCUGUACAGCGCGCUUAUUUCAUGGAUGUCGGUGCAAUAUCAGCAAUCUGUUUUACAGUAUUCGGUAUCUGCUGUACAGUCGGUACCAUUGGCAUAGUUCUCUAUCGUCGUCGAUUCUUAAAUAAGCCACAGGCUUUAAGUGAGCCGGACUCCAGUGUUUAUAUUGACGACAGCACCAUGCGUGUUAGUGAUAAUUCCGAUGAGAUGUAUAGCUUGGAUAAUGAUUCAUUUUUGAAUUCAUUGGAGGCCAUGACAAUACAAAACUAUUGGACGGAUACUGUUAAACAUACAAAGCUUUAAUUCCCAAUAAUUUUAGAAAUGUUCUUAAUUAUUAUAUUUUUGUUAGAUUUUAGUUUAGUUAUAAAUGUUUCUUGUUUACAUACAAUAAAAAAAAAGAAAGAGAAAACCCCAUUCUGUAGAUUAAGAUAUUUAACAAAUAACACUCAUAUACAUACACACACACACACAAUCAAACACUCUCUAAACAUAAUUAUAAGAGAAAACAAAAUCAAAUUAUUAAAAUUAAAUUUUAAUUUAUUUCAUAUAUCCCACACACACACAAACUCAUAUACUCAUGAGAUAUAAACAUUAUAAAUUUAUAUUGAUAAGUAAUUAUUAAUAAACAAUCAUUCCUUCCAAACUUCUUGAAAGGCAUUAUUAAUUAAUUAAUUAAUUAAUUUAAAGAAAUUAUACAACAAUUAUAACAUACAAUACACAAAUGUGAGAACUAAUUGCAAUAGUUAAUGAAUAAAGACAAAUUUAAGAAACCAUUUAAAUAUUAUAAAUAGAAGUGUAAUUAAUUCCAUUCCCAUGAAACUAGCAAUAGAGCAAGAAUAACAAUCAUUUAUAACACAUAACUAAUAAUUCAAUAAAAACGAGAAGAUAAUAAAACAAUAGAACAUGUCAAUCGAAAAAAUA